Messenger RNA from Aspergillus steynii IBT 23096, 1124 nucleotides. RefSeq names its product putative phosphoglycerate mutase family protein. Bases 88 to 660 code for a protein of 190 amino acids. NCBI's taxonomy places the organism in Eukaryota, Fungi, Ascomycota, Eurotiomycetes, Eurotiales, Aspergillaceae. The record is from RefSeq and is a predicted model, not a curated record. The transcript is spliced from 3 exons.
UUUACUUGACUUGUCUCGGACGCAGGGAAUCUCCUCCACGAGCACGGUUUAUUCUACAGAAGGGUCUCUCCGGGGACUUGAGCCAUCAUGAUCAUCCUUCGUUUUCUGAUCCCCUUACUCAUCACCGCCUUGCACGCCACAGCUUGUGCUCUACCCUACUCACACAAGCCGACGGUAUAUAUCAUUCGCCAUGGCGAGAAACCGCCUGACCCGAACGACAGCGGGCUGAGCGCCGAGGGCGUGCAACGAGCCCAAUGUCUCCGAGACGUGUUCGGAGACAACUCACCAUACGAUAUCGGGUAUAUUAUGGCCCCGAAAGUCAACUCCAAGGGACAGCAUAGACGCUCCUACGAAACCGUCCUCCCACUUGCGGACGAUCUCGACAUACCCGUGGACACAUCCUGCAAGCGCAAUCGGGUGCAUUGCGUCGAGAAGAAGGUCCGCAGAUAUAGAGGAUGCGGCAACAUCUUGAUCUCCUGGCGACACGGGAAGAUGCAGGACAUGGCCCGGGACCUCGGCGUUGAGGACCCGCCGGAGUACCCCGAAGAUCGGUACGACUUGAUCUGGACGAUUCCAUUUCCAUACGACAAAAUCACGGACGUUCGAAGCGAGGCGUGUCCCGACCUAGAUAUACCGAAGGCAUUGAAGAUCCAGGCGUAGUAGGUAUAUGCGCUUGGAUGGAGCAUCUGGAUGGGUGGAAGAGUUGUCGAGCGAUCUAAUGGACCGCAUCGGAUCGGAUAUAGGUAUUCGCCGUUGAACGAUCUCGACUAGCAGGGGUUGGAAAGAAACCGCGAUGGCGAAGACCGGAUUGACGCAGCAUUGUCCGCUGGAAUUAUAGAUCGGCGGGAUAGAUAGAAGUUGUCGGACGGUACUGUAAUUAUUAUUAGGUAUCCUGUUGAGCAGGAAUGGCUGGGAGACAGUCUAGUGUUAGUGGAGCAUCAGUGUUGUUGACAAUUCACGGAUCCAACCACAGCUGCACGAGGAGAACUGGAGGCAUCUAAACCAAACAAACCGCGAUAGGCCGAGCGGCACGUUUGAUAAGCAGAAAAUAUCGUCUGUGUGUGCAGGCGGUGAGAGCCGAGCGGAGAAAAAAGUGGAUGCCAAGAUUUCAACCGCCCACCCAA